ACCCCAAAAAUAAACCAAUGCUGAGGCCAUUUUAUUGUGACGAGAUGUCAUCUAUUAACCGUGUAUUCACUGACUGCUCCUCCGUUGCAGCGUACGCUCGCAUGGCAACGACAGACGCCACUGCUUCCAAAUUAAUAUUUUGCUUCAUGGUUGCUGAAUAAUAAUGCAAUUCAUUGUAACAUUGGUGUCAAACGCAAAUUCAGUGUUCUACAAGUUCGUAUUCUCUAUACGAUAAAUCUAUAGAGUAGGCAUAUCGAGCUUGUUAAUGGUGGACGUUUUCAUUAGUUGUUCGAUAUCCUCUACGGGGUUAUUUUUUCACUGCCGGCCUUGAAAUAAUGGGAUAUAGAAAAUUUAUGCAUACAUUUUCCGGAUGAUGUCGCAAUUCGCAUGCUGUACCUUCAUUAAGACCACCAUUGUAUUAAACACAAUCUGUAUGUUUGAUUUUUCGUUGACAUGGGAUCACAAGUGAUUUUUAAUUCAUGGAGACAUUGAUACCAGGCACGCUCUACGUGGAAUGGACAUCAUCCUACAUGGAUCUGUGAUUAGCAAUCCUCGAGAAGUAUAGAAUCCCGUAUAGAUUAAUUAUGAUGUCACUUCAUUCAAAUGAAAAAUAACCAAUCAUGGGUUCUAAAUCGUCGAAAAUUUCCGAUGCCGGUCCGACAAAAUCCGAUACUGCUAUUGCGGUACCCAAGGACCCACUGGUGAUCGAACGUGACGGGCAAAGCAAGGUACCAUCUUCGAAAAGGAGAUCGAAGCCGCCAAGCAAAGCAAAGAAGGCAGGUUUCGUCGUGAUCAAUGAGCACGGCCGACGGGUGUCGACCUCGAGAUCGCAGAAACGGAGGAGGACGUUGGAGCCGCUUAGCUAUACCGGACAGAUGGCUCUGAAGGACCUGCGCAACAAAGUCGAACAGAAGUCAAAGUCAAAGGAUAAGAAAUCACUGAGAAAGAGAAAGAAUGAGGACGACGACGAUGAUGACGACGACGACAAGAAAUCCGGGUCCGAAAAUCGGGGCCAUGACGGCGAUGAAGACUCGAUUAAUCUUAUACAGUACGACCACUUUCAGUACCCCUUUGAGAAUAUUGUCUUCGAAGGAGGGGGUAAUAAGGGUUUGGCAUACGCUGGAGCAAUUAGGGAAUUGGAACGGAUAGGGGUAUGGAAGAACAUCCGUCGCUUUGCCGGAGCAAGUGCUGGUGCUAUGUGGGCAGCACUGCUGGCUGUGGGAUACAACUCAACAGAGGUUCAAGAAUUCCUCAGUAUGAACCUUAAAGAAUACUUCCUUGACGCAACAUGCGGUUCGUGUAGCCUGAUCCCCAACCUCCUGCGCCAUUUUGGAUGGCAUCCUGCACGUCGUCUGUUCGAGUGGUUCGGCGAUCGCCUCGCAGACAUGACCGGUGAUGCCGAUAUCACGUUUAGGCAGUUGUACACGCGAACGGGAAAGGAACUCUGCAUCGUGGUUACCAAUCUUAGUCAGAUGAGCGCAGAGUAUUGCCACGUCAAGACCACGCCCAAUAUGCCCAUCAGGACGGCACUGCGCAUGUCCAUUGCCAUUCCAGGUUUAUUUGGAGCCGUUCACAGCAAAAGGCAUAACAGUUAUGACGUAUACGUUGAUGGAGGCGUCUUGUGCAAUUUUCCUGUUCAUUGUUUUGAUGGGUGGUGGUUAUCGCUGAAUCCGGAAGACAGCAUGCUACGACGUCUGCAGCCACUAGAAGACAUCGGAAGACUGUGGGACAGGAAGGAGAGGUUUGGGUCCACCAACCCUCGUACGAUUGGUAUGUUAUUGUAUUCUAGCGACGAACAAGACGUGAUGGUGGAUAAACUAGCCAAACGAGAAACGACGAUGCCACCACAACCGCUCCCUCCAACAAAACUGGCAAGAUUGCGGAAGAAGAUAAGAAAGAAACGUGAAGAACAAACGAGAGAGCAUGCCCGAGUAACUACUGCUAUGUCGGGGUUCCUGAAACUGCUUAGUGAGAGCGACAUCAAUGAGAAUAGUGUGAUCAGCAGGAGUGAACUCAGAGAUGCUUUCUCUAUGAAUCCACCUUACUUCAAUGCAAAGCAUCGUGAAGAUCUGUUUGGUGACGAGCUGACGGUAGAUGACAUAUUCAACCAAAUGGACCACAACAACGAUGAUGAGAUUACGUUUGACGAACUACAGGCAUUCGCCGAGGAGCGAGGGGUGGGCAUACAAGCUAGCUUCCAGGGGUAUGCCCGCAAGGAUAUCACCGGUUUUUCCGACUUCCUUGGAACGCUUCAAGAGACAUUACUGGUCAAUGUGAAGAGGAUAUUUGUUACGGAAGAGGAUGUCAACCGCACGUUAGGUAUCGAUACUGUGUAUGUCGAUACUACAGACUUCGAACUCGAGCCAAAAGAUAGGGACUUUCUCGUCCAGCAAGGAGUACGUGGUGUCCAAGCGUUUUUACGGGACUACGUCAGGCGGAACGAUCCUCCUCUGAAACCGAGCUUACAAGGACCCAACGACACACAGAGUACGGUCAUGUUCGAUGAUCUUCAUAGAUGAUGCCUUGGUGUAACCGGUCCAAACGUUGAUAGGCAGAUAUAAACAGAGUGUAAGGGGUCAAUUGUCUCGAAAAUUGUUUUUAAGGAAUAAGAUGAAUAACAAAAGCUUUUUUGAAGAAAAAAAUGCAUGGGACGAAUCAUUAUUUAUGGACGUCUUCAUGUUUCUGGAAAUUUUUCGAUUUACCACUCGAGUUUUGAGGAAAGUAGAUUAGGGAACAGCGGAUCUAGGAUCGGGCACUCGGGGCACAUUGACAAGGGGUCAUUUCUUUCUUCUAAAAUUCUGCGACAAGCUCUAAGGAAAAUAUGUCAUAACCCCAAUUACACCCGCCUGGCCCGGGUGUCAGAAGGGCCCUUUUCCCCACCCUCUUCUAUUACCCUUUUCUGACCCAUGAUGACUAAUCUACUUGGAUUAUAAAGAUUUUUUCCACGAGACUGCAUGUUUUUUCUAGGUGGAUUCGCUAUUUAAAGGUCAAACAAGAUAGCAGGGCUCCCUUGUAAAGCAGGCCUCUAGCUGGCUUGAAUGGGACUAGCCUGUUUUUUUUAUAAAGAAAACAUGAAUUAAUAAAUGAUGAAUAAAGACAAAAGUCAGACGGGUGUACUGAAAAUUUCAUUAAAAUCUGAUGUAAAGUAAGAAGGUUAUAAACGCAUCACUGAUAUGCGAACAAGCGAGUCCAUGACAUUAAUACUGGUUAUUCUGCACAAUUUAAAACCGAGACAAAACAGCGCCACUAUACUACAUUGUAUGAUAUAGCACCACCUCAAGCUUCAACUGCUCAACUUUGACCGGGUUCCUGACCCAUAAUCCCACAUUCUAAGCAGUGGAGCCGUAUAAUCUAGGCCCACUGGGCCACUUGGUCAACUCAAGAAUAAAUGACACAAUUAAAGUAUUAAAAAAAUACAUUUUUUAUAAAAUUAAAUUUAAAAGUUAUUAUUCUGUGUGAUAGUAAUGUCUCGUUUUUUAUUUUGCAUUAUUUUCAACAUUCGAUUUUUUUAAUAGUUCAAUUUCAUACUUGUAAAAUUUUAUUUCUAUGAUCAAAUCAACUUAUUGAUGGGGCAUGUUGGACAUUAAAGAAAUAGUUGAAGUAAAAUGUUUUAUUUGUAAAAGCUGUUAUUGCUUGAUUGUAACAUACAUGUCAUGAUCUCUUAAUACUAUCAUUACAAUCAUGAUAAGUCAUUUCAUUUUCCCAACUAUAACAAUCUUUUUGCCAAUAUAUUUUUGUGAUAUCAUGAUUUUACUUAUUUCAUAUUAUUGCUGAAUGCUUUGAAAUAGUUGCAUGUAUGAUUAAUAUUAAUUGUUUGCAUGAAUUAAGACAUUAAAUUGUAUGCAUUAUUUAUCGAGA
This is a messenger RNA of Lytechinus pictus (painted urchin), 3858 nucleotides long. RefSeq lists its product as uncharacterized. The transcript has 11 exons. Bases 621 to 2519 code for a protein of 632 amino acids. NCBI's taxonomy places the organism in Eukaryota, Metazoa, Echinodermata, Echinoidea, Temnopleuroida, Toxopneustidae. Gene Ontology annotation, biological process: lipid metabolic process. The record is from RefSeq and is a predicted model, not a curated record. Gene Ontology annotation, molecular function: calcium ion binding.